Messenger RNA from Aricia agestis (brown argus), 3894 nucleotides. RefSeq names its product probable DNA mismatch repair protein Msh6 (gene Msh6). The record is from RefSeq and is a predicted model, not a curated record. Gene Ontology annotation, molecular function: ATP binding; mismatched DNA binding; ATP-dependent DNA damage sensor activity. Gene Ontology annotation, cellular component: MutSalpha complex; nucleus. The coding region runs from base 92 to 3391 and encodes 1099 amino acids. Gene Ontology annotation, biological process: mismatch repair. The transcript has 20 exons. NCBI's taxonomy places the organism in Eukaryota, Metazoa, Arthropoda, Insecta, Lepidoptera, Lycaenidae.
UGUUCGGCUUGCAAAUUUUAUAAUUUCCCGAAUUACUUGUAUUUUACUUUAAAAUUCACUAAAAUAAUUAAUACUCGGAUGUCUUAUUAAAAUGUCUAAACGCAACAGUAUUGGUAGUGCCAACACACUAUUCAACUAUUUCACAAAAACCCCUCCAAGUACUAAAAAAACAAUUGGUGAAGCAAAGAAGGCUUUAAACUCUUCAGCGUGCAAAGAUGAAGUUAAAAGCAGCAAAAGAGACAGACCCUCUUUAUCCCCUGAACCUCCACAUGCUGAGGACAGUGAUGAGGAUAUUGUGGUGAAGAAGAGGAAGAGAAUAAGACCAAACCCAGUUGAUUCCGAUGAUUCUGAUGUGGAGAACAAAGCAGUAAAUGAAGUAGAAACACCAAAGGAGAAGAGUAAAUUUGAAAAGAAACUCCAAGACAGCUUCAGAUAUGAACCAGGGGAUUCCCCUAAAAGUAGCAAAAAGAAGAGUGCCACUACCAAGGAAAAAGUACAAAUAAAAUCUGAGCCACAAGAUGAACCAAUAGCAGCAGACGAUGGAAAUUGGACACACUGUAAGCUCGAGUGGUUGAAGCCGGAAAAGGUGCGGGAUGCAAAAAGACGGAGGCCUAACGAUCCAGAUUAUGAUCCCUCUACACUGUAUGUUCCGCCGGAAUUUCUUAAGUCGCAAACCCCUGCACAUCGGCAAUGGUGGGAUAUGAAGUCCACACAUUUUGACUGUGUGUUAUUCUUCAAAGUGGGCAAAUUUUAUGAGCUUUACCACAUGGAUGCCGCAGUUGGUGUCAAUGAAUUGGGUUUUUCUUACAUGAAGGGGGAGUUUGCACACUCAGGAUUCCCAGAGAGUGCGUACGCGCGUAUGGCGGCUACGCUCGUCUCCAAAGGUUACAAAGUGGCGAGGGUGGAGCAGACAGAGACACCGGACAUGAUGCAGGAGAGAUGCAAGCAAAUGGGCACAACGAGCAAGUUCGACAAGGUGGUGCGGCGCGAGAUAUGCCAGGUGGCGGUGCGGGGGGCGCAGGCCUGCGGGCUGCAGGACGCCGGGCCCGCGGACUCCGGCGCGCUAUACAUGAUGGGGCUGGCCGAGGAAAGCACCAGCGUCAGACGGUACGGCGUGUGCUUCGUGGACACGUCUAUCGGCCAGUUCUAUAUCGGCGAGUUCGAUGACGACAAACACUCGUCCAGACUGCUCACUACGUUGGCGCAUUACCCGCCUGUGCUGAUAGUCCACGACCGUCGGCUAUGUCAACACACCUCGCGCCUCCUGGCGACUCGCUGGCACGGCGCGCGCCGCGAGCCGCGAACUCUACGGGACCCUGAGGCAGUACUUAAGACCCUAGCUGACAACUACUACGAGAACGCCUGGCCGGACGGACUGCAGCCGCUGCUCAGCCCGCGUGACGCUUUGGGGCUGACGCCUGCACCCAACUGCUCGCUGGCCAUCAAAGCGCUCGGGGCGUGCGUCACAUACCUCACGGAAUGCCUGCUAGACCUACAAGUAUUGACCAUGGGGCAGUUUACGAGGUACACGCCACCGGACGUACAGACAGACACGAAUACAGACACGCAAGAGAAGAGCGAGUGGACCGGCGGCAACACGAUGGUGCUUGACGCCAUAACGCUCAAGAACCUAAGGAUUGUACAAGACGAGGGCUGCUUGUAUGACAGAUUGAAUUUUUGCUCAACGCCUAUGGGAAAGAGAUUCCUGUACCAAUGGGUUUGUUCUCCGAGCUGCAACUUAACGGUGAUCAAAGAGAGACAGGAGGCGGUUAAAUACUUGUUCAACGAUCAGCAGACAUGUCAAGAUGCUAAGGAUAUACUUACGUCGUUGCCGGAUUUGGAACGGCUGUUGUCUAAAGUGCACACCCUAGGCAACCUAAAGAGAUCGAAGUGCCAUCCAGACUCCCGGGCUAUAUUCUACGAGGAGAAAACCUACACCAAGCGCAAAGUGCUAGACUUCAUAGCGGUGUUGAACGGGUUCGCGGCUGCGCUCAACCUGAUGAAACUCUUCUCCGAGGUUGAUUCGGCGUUGAUAAAGAGGGUCUCGCAGUUCGCUCCGGAUGGACGGUAUCCCGAUUACAGGGAUACGUUGAAAUUUUUCAAGGAAGCCUUUAAUCAAAAAGAAGCGGAGAAAGAAGGUCAUAUUCUACCCAGUGCAGGCGUAGACCAGGAAUAUGACCACACCCUCACUCUCAUAAAGGAAAUAGAAGGAGAAUUGCAGGAGUAUUUGACCGAGCAAGAGAAAUUCUUCAGAUGUCGGGUGACAUACGUAGGUACGGAUAAGAAGCGAUAUCAAUUGGAAGUGCCGUUAAGCGCGGCCUCGCGCGCCGGACCGGACUACCAACUUGAAGGUGCGCGCAAGGGGUUCAAGAGAUUCUCCACUGAUGAGACGAAGGAACUAUUAGAGCGCAUGAUAGCCGCGGAAGAGCAGAAACGCAACGUGCUGAAGGACUUGAGUCGUCGAAUAUUCGAGAAGUUCUCCUCCCAUCACAGCCAGUGGGAGACGGCGGUGCAGUGUGUAGCGACCCUGGACGUACUGCUCGCGCUGGCGGAGUUCGGCCGGCAGCAGAGCGGCGACGUCUGCGUGCCGGACAUCACGUGUGAUGACCAGCCCUACAUAGAUAUAGAAGAAGGCCGGCACCCGUGUAUCACGGUCGAGGACUUCAUACCGAAUGGCACUACGCUGCGUGGGGAUGGCAGGCUUCUCUUGCUAACCGGACCGAACAUGGGGGGCAAGUCCACGCUCAUGCGACAACUGGGCCUCAUCACUGUGUUAGCGCAUUUGGGUAGCUACGUGCCGGCAGCUCGCUGCAGCCUCAGCCUCGUCGACCGCAUAUUCACGCGGCUGGGCGCGGCGGACGACAUACUGGCGGGCCAAUCGACCUUCCUCGUGGAGAUGAACGAGACGGCCGCUAUUGUGCGACACGCGACUCCGCACUCGCUUGUUCUGCUGGAUGAACUUGGUCGUGGAACGUCGACUUACGACGGCGCGGCGCUGGCGUGCGGCGUGUGCGCAGCGUUGGCGGCGCGCAGUUGCCGAACGGUGUUCAGCACUCACUACCACACAUUGGUGCACCAUCUAGCGAGCGCGCCGGGCGUGCUGCUUUCGCAUAUGGCGUGUAUGGUUGAGACGGACGAGACGACGGACUCUGACGAGAUACCCGAGGAGACGAUAACGUUUCUGUACAAACUGUCACCGGGCGCCUGCCCCAAAUCGUACGGGUUCAACGCGGCGCGACUCGCGGGGAUUCCCCGGGACAUUACACGCAGGGCUCAACUGGUAUCGCGGGAUUUGGAGAAGGAAGCAAUAGCGGUGCGUGCAUUCCGCACGAUAGUGAAAACGUCAAACGCCGACUCGGUCAGGGAGAUGUUGCAAACCCUAGUAAUAUAACUUCUUGUAGCAUAAGGUUAUAUAACCUCUUGUAGCAUGGGGCUAUAUAACCUCUUGUAGCAUGAGGCUAUAUAACCUCUUGUAACAUGAGGCUAUAUAACCUCUCGUAGCAUGAGGCUAUAUGUAUAACCUCUUGUAGCAUGAGGCUAUAUAACCUCUUGUAGCAUGAGGCUAUAUAACCUCUUGUAGCAUGAGGCUAUAUAACCUCUUGUAGCAUGAGGCUAUAUAACCUCUUGUAACAUGAGGCUAUAUAACCUCUCGUAGCAUGAUGCUAUAUGUUUAACCUCUUGUAGCAUGAGGCUGUAUAAUUUCUUGUAGCAUGAGGUUAUAUAACCUCUUGUAGCAUAAGAUUAUAUAACCUCUUGUAGCAUGGGGCUAUAUAACCUCUUGUAGCAUGGGGCUAUAUAACCUCUUGUAGCAUGAGGCUAUAUAACCUCUUGUAACAUGAGGCUAUAUAACCUCUUGUAACAUGAGGCUAUAUAACCUCUUGUAACAUGAGGCUA